AUGGAUUCAAGUUUCUACCAACCUUAUUAAUACAAAAAAUAUACUCUAAGGAAUUAUCUACUUAAAUAGGAUUAGCUAGACUACUAAUAUGAGUGUUUAGAAUUAGAAAAUGAUUAAUGGUCAAGCAUCUCCAUAUUGAAAGGCUAUCCAUAAUAUAUUAAAAUAAGGAUUCAAGAUUAUUUUCCAUUAAAAAUAUUUUUCAAUGUUGGAGCAUUUAAAUGCAACACUUACUUCUCCUUUUAAACCUUCUAGCCAUCCGAAACAAAUCAUCAAAAACAUGUUGUUAUAAAAUAAUAAAAAAUUAUUGUAAUUAAGAGACCUGAGGAACAUAAGCAAUAUCUAUUUAUUACUCUCUUAUCUGAUUUUAGUACAUAAGUCAAACUUAAAGCAUGGUUUUAAAAAUCCGAAAAAGACAGAUGCUAUUUCCUUUGUUAUUAUGGUUAAGAAUAAAACAGAAAAAGAAGCUGCUCAUAAAAUAACAAUAGGACAGAUGAAGAAUCGUGUAUUACUGUUAAAAAUAAUACUACUACUAUUACAACUACUAAUUGUAUAGAAAAAUCUCACUUAAGUGACGGCAAUGUCCCUCCAUUAAAAUCUUUAAGUGAAAAUCGUAGGUUUAACACUCUCAAAUAGAAAACCGAAUCAAUACCUUUAAAAAGUAGAAUUUUAUAAGUGUAACAGAAAAAACUUUAAUUAUACUCUCAAAAUGUAGUUCAAAGAUAUUAACGAAUGCUAAUAUAAUCAUAUAAAUAAUUAAAUUAAUCAAGAAUGAUGAAAAAAUAUAUCCAUUAAUGGAUUAUUACUAUAAAUUUCCUUUAGCAAAUGGAAUUAAUUUAUGCUCAUUUUAAAAUCAAUAAAAUUUUAAGAUGCAUGUCUAAUUCUCCAAAACUCUAUGCAUAAAGAUGGAAACAAUUGAAUGAUAAAAAUUUUGGCUAAAAAAGUAAAAUAUUAAUUCAAGCCAAUUUAACCCUUUCAAUAUACUCAAAUUAAGUGAAUGAAAAAAUUUAAUAAUAAAUAUCAUAACUUAUCUUUAUAUGUUUGGCAGACACAAGCUUCAUCCAAAAGCAAGCGUAAUUAUAGCAAUCGUUUGUGAAUUUCUACUUAAGGGUAAGAAAGAUUUAACAAUAUUAUCUGUAAUAAAGAAACAAAUUCAAUAUUUAGAUGAAUUAAAUGAUUUAAAAUAUCAAAUAACACUAACCAACUAUUCUAAUUUCUAAAUAAAGAAUGAAAAGAAUAUUAUCAUAAUUUUAUUAGUUAUUGUGUGCUAAUCAUAAAUCAGAAUAUAAGAGAUACAUGUUAGCCCAAAUUUCUAAUACUACUUUGUUAACUUCUGUUUUCGCAUUAUUUACAAGACCAAAAUUAAAUAUGAUGAAGAAUCAAGCAUUAUUGCUUUAGCUUAUUGAAUAAACCAAAUGA
Messenger RNA from Paramecium tetraurelia, 1416 nucleotides. RefSeq lists its product as uncharacterized. The transcript is spliced from 3 exons. The record is from RefSeq and is a predicted model, not a curated record. Lineage: Eukaryota; Ciliophora; Oligohymenophorea; Peniculida; Parameciidae.